Messenger RNA from Cucurbita moschata (crookneck pumpkin), 1141 nucleotides. RefSeq names its product salicylate carboxymethyltransferase-like. NCBI's taxonomy places the organism in Eukaryota, Viridiplantae, Streptophyta, Magnoliopsida, Cucurbitales, Cucurbitaceae. The transcript has 3 exons. Gene Ontology annotation, biological process: methylation. Gene Ontology annotation, molecular function: S-adenosylmethionine-dependent methyltransferase activity. Bases 15 to 1112 code for a protein of 365 amino acids. The record is from RefSeq and is a predicted model, not a curated record.
CGAAAGAUAGAGAGAUGGUUGAAAUGGUACCCAUGAAUGGAGGUGUCGGAGACACCAGUUAUGCUAAUAACUCCUUGUUUCAGCAAAACAUAAUAUCCAUCACUUGGCCCAUCACCAAGGAAGCCAUCACGCAACUCUACUGCGCCAGCUAUCCCACGAGCCUAGCCAUUGCCGACUUGGGUUGCUCUUCUGGCCCGAAUACUCUUGUGUUUCUCUCCAAUUUGAUACGACAAGUGGAGAAGCUUCGUCACCAACUCCACAAAAGGUCUCCUCUUGAGUAUCAAAUCUUCUUCAACGACCUUCAUACCAACGACUUCAAUUCACUUUUCAAAUCCCUCCCAAGUUUCCACCAAAAUUUGAAGACCCACAUCGGAAAUCAUGAUCUUGGUCCAUGCUUCUUCACCGGUGUUCCUGGUUCUUUCUAUAACAGGCUUUUCCCUCGUGCAACUUUGCACUUUGUUCAUUCCUCUUAUAGUCUCCAUUGGCUAAGCCAGGUUCCGGAAGGGAUCGAAAGCAAUAAAGGCAACAUUUUCAUAUCGGACACGAGCCCGAACGCAGUACAAGAAGCCUAUCGUUGCCAAUUUCAAAAGGAUUUUUCUACGUUUUUGAAGUGUCGUGCCGAGGAAUUGGUGGUUGGUGGGCGCAUGGUUCUAACAAGCUCGGCAAGAACAUGUGAAGAUCGAGUCAACAAGGAGUGCUGCUACGCUUGGGAGUUCUUGAAUUUGGCUCUCAUCGACAUGGUUUCAGAGGGAGUUGUUGAAAAGGAGAAGAUGGAUUCAUUCAACAUUCCUGUUUACAUGCCGUCUUUGGCAGAAGUGGAAGCUGAGGUCUUAAGAGAAGGGAGGUUCGUGAUUGAAAGUCUCCAAAUUUCAAGAAUCAAUUGGAACUUAUCAACCAAUGAACUCAACGGAUCAUCAAAAGAGUCAGUUAAGAGUGGGUAUAACUUUGCAAAAUGCAUUCGAUCCGUUGCAGAAGGGCUUAUUGUUCGUCAUUUUGGAGAAGAAAUUAUAGAUACAUUAUUCAAUAGGUAUGCAGAAAUUAUUGCUGAUCACAUGUCCAAGCAGAAUAUACACAAUAUUAACUUCACCGCUUCUCUCACUAGGAUAAAAUGAUAUAAGAACAUAGGGUCCGAUAUGACCCA